GAAAUAAUCUAAUUGGGAAUUUCAAAAUUUGUGUCGUUGGGAGUAGCUCUGGUAUUUAUUUACUGAGCACACACAUUUUCUUGGAAUCCAAACAGCGAUGGCGGAAGAAAACGUAGAUAAGAAAAGUGCAGUGAUUCUUCUGGAAGAGUCACCGGUGAGAGCGGUGGUUUGUGUGAGGAAGAAAGAGGACACCAAACGCUUCGAGGAAACCGAGGAUUGCUUCAUCUUAGGGUUUGAUCCUUAUGAGUCUAUUGAACUGUGCAAGCUCUCGUUGGAUGAAACAAACAACCACCGGAACGAUGAUGAUGCUGCUGAAAUCUCUGUUGUUGCUGAAAAGGGGCAGGUAGCUUGCAGGGAUUACCCUCAUUCAAGGCAUUUGUGUAUUAAAUUUCCCUUCACGACAACACCUCAUCAGAGCUACUGUGAAAUGUGUUACUGUUAUGUGUGUGAUUCGGCUGCUCCUUGCAAGUACUGGACGCAACUUGCAGUUCCACACUGUGAUGCAGAUAGCUCUGCUUCCUGGAAGGAAAGGAGGAAAAUGAAGAAAGAGUUUGAUAUAAUCAUAGGUCACUAGUGACAGCUGAAAAAUCUCUUAUUUGAUGUUACUAUGCUAUGUUUUGCCCUUGGAUGUUGUAUGAAAAUGGGACAGGGAAAUGAAUUUAGAAUCUAGCCUUUUUGGUAGUGAGCAGAAUUAUUGCAUAGACAAGUCCUAACAAGAAAAACAGCCUCAGACAUGCUAUAUAAUUUGGUGUCCUUGAGCAUAUUCAAGUUAUUGCAAAAUACUUAUCAUAUUUACCACAUGUGUUUAUAAAAUGAUAUGGAAAAUGAUGUAGCAGAUAAUGUGCUUUUCUAAUUAUUCAAGUUACCCUGCAAAAUUUUGGUGCA
Lotus japonicus is the source of this 885-nucleotide messenger RNA. Its product is annotated as RPM1 interacting protein 13-like. The record is from RefSeq and is a predicted model, not a curated record. NCBI's taxonomy places the organism in Eukaryota, Viridiplantae, Streptophyta, Magnoliopsida, Fabales, Fabaceae. The transcript has 3 exons. Bases 98 to 574 code for a protein of 158 amino acids.